Molecule: messenger RNA, 4968 nt
Organism: Aspergillus fumigatus Af293
Lineage: Eukaryota; Fungi; Ascomycota; Eurotiomycetes; Eurotiales; Aspergillaceae
Product: BTB domain and ankyrin repeat protein
Molecular function (GO): protein binding
Source: RefSeq, a predicted model, not a curated record
AUGAUUAGCACGCUCUGGGAAUCUUUCUUGAGAGACGAUGUUGAAAGCUUCCAGCGAUGCCUGGCGAACGCCAAUUAUACGUCUGGUAGCCAGAGGCCUUCCGCCGCGGGAGGAGGCUCAGGCUUCAAGGUUGGAAGCCUCGAUGGAGUGACACCAUCUUCUCCUUUCUCCUCAAAAGGCAAAAAGCUGAGCGGGACAUCUCCUGGAGCUACCACGCCUGAUCGAAAUACCGGAAGCCCGCGUCCUGGCAAGGCAUUGUCCCGCGCAGACUUAAAUACGAGAGAUCACUAUGGCAGAACUCUCCUACACCUUAUCUCUUCAUCACAGAAGCCGUCUGCUAUUCACUUCGCGAAAUCUCUCCUCAAGAUCCCCUUUCUUGACUUGUAUGCGCAGGAUUGGGAGAGUGGAUGGACAGCUCUGCACCGGGCACUUUACGCAGGCAAUGCUACCAUAGCACAGGCCCUGAUGGCUCGAGACAUAAGUGAUGUAACCGAUUUCAGCAAGUCAGGGAACGUGGGCCACCCCAGCGGUGGCCUUAUCAAGAUUAAAGAUCGGGAAGGUUUUAGUCCUUUUGAAGUAUACGGCGCUACCAUUGCUUCUCGAGACAUCAAACGGAUCACCUCCUCCAGUGCAUCUCUCAUCCCCUCAGAGCUGGAGCAUAGUGACAUCGCUUCAGAUGCACCGUCCCUUCAAGACGACUCAGGUGAAGACAGCUGUGUCGGCCGAGGUUCACUAAAUCCGCGGACGAAUUUGGCUGCCGAUGAAGUCUUUACGUUUGGCAGCAACAAGAAUCUAAACCUUGGCCUAGGAGAUCAGGAUGAUCGUCAGUUUCCCGUGAGGAUCAAUCUUGAGCGCCCGGAGCACCUUCUGCGCCGAUUCUAUCGUGAAUUCCUGGACCGGCAAUCAGAUGAUGGUGAGCCGUCUUCCCAACAAGACGUGACUCGCACCGCAGAACUACCAGCCUUGAUAAAAAACAAACCUAUCAAGAUUCAGGCUAUCGCCAUGUCAAAGCUCCAUACAGCUAUUAUCACCGAUGAUCCUGAGUCAAAUCUCUUCUUGUGCGGCUUUGGUCCCGGCGGACGUUUAGGUACUGGCGACGAGCAGACAAGGUUCGGCUUCGUGUGCAUCGAAACAGGGGGACUCGCUCGUAAGAGAGUUAUUGCAGUGGCUCUUGGCCAAGACCACACCCUCGCGAUAACCGCGCACGGUGAGGUUUUCAGCUGGGGCAGUAAUAAGUAUGGACAACUCGGUUAUAGCCUUCCGCGAAUGCAGAACCGAGAUGAUGUGCCCAUGCAGAUGUCUCCGAGGCAGAUCUUCAAUCCAUUCAAAAAAGAAGUGAUCCUCGGGGUGGCUGCGUCUGCGAUUCACUCUGUGGUCUUCAGUAGUUCUGGCCUUUAUACCUUCGGUAAAAACGAAGGUCAACUCGGAUUAGUCGAUUCGGACGCUCGAUCCCUUGAAUACCAGAUUACGCCUCGGCGCGUUGGAGCGUCCCUAUUCGGCGCUGGUAUACAGAGUGUGUCUGCCAUCGACCACGCCACAAUCGUUCUUCUCCAAAACCAUGAAGUUUGGGUGUUCUCUCAAUAUGGCUAUUCCAGGCUCUCAUUUCCGUUGGGCGUCAGCUCAAGCUUCAUUAGAAACAGCUUCAUGGCAACUCGGUAUGACACAUCAGCCAAUCGCGUGGUUCAGGUGAAAUCCGGAGGCGAUACAAUCUGUGCACGGUCAAGUUCUGGUGAAGUCUUCACAGUUCGCGUUAAUAGAUCUGAAAAUCCGCCAACUUCAACUUCGACUACAAAUCCAUCGAAGACUCGCAACUCCCUAUCGGCUUCAGUCCGGGUUUGGACUGUGAAAAAGUCGCAUAUGGCCGUCACAGAUGUUGAUGUCGGACAAGACGGAUCCAUCAUCAUAUGUACGGCUUCGGGGUCAGCUUGGACAAAAGAGAAGCGCAGUAAGGCGAAAGAUGGUACCUCAAAGGACUACAAAUUUGCUCGUGUCCCAGGCCUUUCUCGUGUUGUGGGGGUGUGCAGCAACGCCUAUGGGGCUUACGCCGUAGCGCAGCGCGACUACGAUGUGACCAAGGAGCAGAUCAAUGUCGAUCAAAGCACAUUAUGGGAAGACUUCCUCCCAUUAUCGCCCUUCGCUUCGCUAGUAUCCACCGUAACUCCGUUAAAGACGGAUGAUGCCUCAGAUGCUCUUUCGGAUGGAGGAUCCGCCAAUGCAAUGAAGAGAGUGGCAAUGUCGAUUUCGGACAUUGAAUCUUACUUCCAACCUCUUCGAAACGAGGCACCCGAGGGCACCGUAUUCCUCUUGAGCUCUCUUUCUGAUGCUCGGAUACCAGUCCAUGAAUUCAUCUUGACCGGGCGUAGCUCGGUUCUCAGGAAGGCGUUCCAUGAGUUUCGACAGGCAUACUACUUUUCUUUGCCUGAUAUUCUGGACAUUGAGUAUGGGCCAAAUGGGCAGUGCCAUGUGCGGUUCAAUGGAUUGGACUUUUUGACGAUCCUCAAUCUUGCUUUUUUUCUAUAUGCAGACAAUGUGCUGGACGUAUGGCACCAGAUGAGAGCUUCGGCUGCUAAUACGUCAAGAUAUCGUCAAGUUCGCUCUGAGGUUAUGCGGAUCGCAACAUAUCUGGGCCUGCCGACCUUGGAACGAGCUGCGCGGCUCAUGAUAGAGCCUAUGAAAAGUCUGAAAUCUGAUAUGGCCCAUGCGUUUAACGAUCCGACUUUCUUCGAGAGCUCUGAUGUAACGAUCGAGCUCAACGGCGAAACAAUGAAGGCUCACAGUCAAGUACUUUGCCGGAGAUGCCCCUUUUUCGACACCUUGUUCAACGGGCGCUCUGGCGGAAAAUGGCUAUUAUCGCGCCGUACAGGUGCGAAUGACAGCAUUCGCGUUGAUCUCAAACACUUAGACCGGCCCGUCUUUGAAUUUGUUCUUCGUUAUAUCUAUACGGACGCGGAGGAGCAGCUUUUUGACGAGGUCCGAUCGAAAACGCUGGACGGAUUCAUCGAUCUUGUACUUGAUGUCGCGUUCAUAGCGAAUGAACUGAUGAUCGACCGAUUAGCGCAAGUAUGUCAGAAGAUGCUAGGCAAAUUCGUAACCACGACCAACGUAUGCGGCCUCCUCAAUUCGAUUUCUCCCUGUGCGGUGAGCGAGUUCAAAGAUGCUGCACUGGAGUAUAUCUGCCUCAAUCUGGAAGAUGUUUUGGCACAAAGGUUGGUUUGCAUUCCUACACAUAUCAGAGGAGAUCUUAACGCGUCACGCAGGUGUCUCAGAGACCUUGAUGAGAACUUGCUUGAGGCUCUUGAUACUGUCUGCCAUGAAAAUCAAAUGACAAGCUUCCCAGUGUCGAGAGGACGGAAUUCUGAAGCCUAUGUGCUUGAGAAGUACCCUGAACUUGUCGCAUCGAUACAAGCGGAUAGACGGCGGAUGAUUGAUUCGAUGAGGCUCCAGUCCCGUCUCAACUGUCUUCAAAGCUACGAGGAGAAGCCCCGUCCUGUCACUGACGAGAAGCUGCGUGCGUCACUGUCAGUGCAGAAGGCCAAGGCAGCUUCUCUUAAAGAGAACUCGGACAUACCUCGUAGUCCCAUUUUGAAGUCCAGACAAUCAACCAGUGACUUGAUGUUCCAAAUGGACGAUGACCCCAUGCUAUCACCCGCAGAUUCAUCCAAGGGAAAGACAGCAAUCCGCAAAGGUAUGGCGUCGGAGCCGUCACGAGAUUUUCCAGCGUUGGGCACAAGUCUCGGUGACAAGCAAGCGUUCAACAACGAUUCCAAUGUCAUGCCAGAAUCGUUGCAGUUGCCCCAAGAGAACGCACUUUCCGACUCGCCUUCAGUAUUCAGAGCAGCAGUACUCGAACAGAAGAAGAAUGGUUACCCCAUCUCCAGCCCAACCCAAACACCGUGGGCUUCGUCGGCUAUCUCAACUCCGAAGAAAGAUUUGAAGGAUAUUAUGUCCGAAACCUCGGAGAAAAGGGUGUCCAAUUUAAGCCUUGGCAUGUCCGCUCGCCGUGAGAACAGCAAUAACUUUACCCCCAAGCUGUCUCAGAAGGAAAGGAAGAAGCUUCAACAGCAGCAAUUGCAGGAGAAGCUUGCGGCUCAGGAUAAGGCGAAGGAGGCACCACAGAAUCCAUGGAAACUUUCUACUCCUGUCAAAUUACCAGACAAGCCUGGUACUCCUUUUGGAUCUCAUGGAAAGGACGGGGAGUCUUCUCAACCGUCAAAGUUCGCUCAGAAGCCUUCUAUGACCCUUCGUCAAACAGUUGCUGGGACACCGCCGCCCAGAUCAACACCAAGCGCAACACCAACACCUGGCCAAGGCCGCAGUGUCUCUGGCGGCCCCCAGCCACCCCUGAAAUCUUCGCCACAACAAGCCGCAGCCGGGCCCUCGACAUCUCCCAAUGGUCUAGCUAGUGCUCAGACCCCCAUCAAAUCCAUACGCCACAUACCACGCCCUGAACCGUACCAGACGAGUUUUUGUUCUCCUUCACCUAACUCGUUGUCCUUGGCUGCAAUAUUAAUGCAGCAGCAGACCGAAAAGGAUGAACUGCGCGAGGCAGCAACAGCUAAGCAUAAUUUUCAAGAUAUUCAGCUGGAGCAGGAGUUUCAGGAAUGGUGGGACAAAGAGAGCAGGCGUGUUCAAGGGAUACUGGAGCCUGAUUCAACCACAGCCAGUCAAAAGGACAGCGAAGGCAGAGGUGGUCGCGGCGGACGCGGUAGAGGAUCAAACAAUCGCAAGAAGCGUGGCAAGGGCCCGGAGAAUGCUACUGGUUCUCCGGGAUUAACUCAACAGCUGUCUCGGGCGAAGGGCCAGAACGGGCAGAAGUUCUCAGACUCUCGUCGGGACAACCUGCAACCCGAAACGAAUGGAAAUCAUGCGAGCUCUGCCGGCGGCAAUUCUCGUCGCGGUGGCAGAGGAGGCCAUCCGAAGAAGGGAAAAGAACGCGACCGAACUGUGUCAGGCCAGACAGUUCAAUGA